Messenger RNA from Xenopus laevis (African clawed frog), 1566 nucleotides. RefSeq names its product potassium channel subfamily M regulatory beta subunit 4 L homeolog (gene kcnmb4.L). Gene Ontology annotation, cellular component: voltage-gated potassium channel complex; membrane. Lineage: Eukaryota; Metazoa; Chordata; Amphibia; Anura; Pipidae. The transcript has 3 exons. The record is from RefSeq and is a predicted model, not a curated record. Gene Ontology annotation, molecular function: calcium-activated potassium channel activity; potassium channel regulator activity. Gene Ontology annotation, biological process: detection of calcium ion; potassium ion transport; potassium ion transmembrane transport. The coding region runs from base 563 to 1195 and encodes 210 amino acids.
GAGGGAGAGCGCCAGUCUCCGCAGCAUAGGCAGGUGCACCCGGAGAGCUGAAAAGCUACUUUUAUUACUCACUGAGCGUCUGACUGUACCACUUCUAAAAUGUGCUCUCUCUCAAGUGAGACUGCUUAUACAUUAAAGGAGUAAAUAAUGUGAUCAUUCCUUCAAUUGAAAAGUGUGCCCACAAUGAUUGUACCCUGGGCACCAGCCUGUGCCUACCCCUAGUUCCAGCCUUGCACAGAUAUGAUCUCUUGCGCAGAAAAGGAAUGGAGUGUAAGUUCACGUGUUACAAGUGGCUGCUAUAGGCUUUGAGACUGUUGCCCCCCAUUGGUGGGAAGAGGAGCGACGAUGACAUCCCUUUAUCUCCAGGGGGUGGGUAUGGGGAGGAACUCAAGCACUGGAGAAGCCUGAUUGCCACACUGUGCUGGAAGUGAUCUAAAAGUAGCCCAAGACUUUUUUCUCUAACAUGCGAUAAGUGCCAGCAGACUGCUCAUUGUUCCUCACCAUGAAGACUUGGUGCAACCCACAGUGAAGCCUCUGUGCAGAUGCCACCCAGCCACACACCAUGGCAAAGAUCCGAGUAUCUUAUGAGUACUCAGAAGCUGAAGACAAAAGCAUCCGCUUGGGUUUAUUUCUCAUCAUCUCUGGUGUGAUCUCUCUCUUUAUCCUGGGCUUCUGCUGGCUGCACCCGGCUCUGCUGGAGAUGCGGGGCAAGACUGCUAACUGCACAGUUCUGUCUGUGCAGCAGAUCGGGGAGAUGUUUGAGUGUACCUUUAACUGUGGGUCCGACUGUAAGGGCACCUCUCUGUACCCCUGCCUGCAGAUCUAUGUCAAUAACUCGGAGUCCAAUUCACGGGCUCUGCUGCACCAGGACGAGCGACAGCUCAUCAACAAUCCCAAGUGUUCCUAUAUUCCGCCCUGUGAGAGAGAAAACCAGAAGAACUCUGAAAACGUUCUCAUCUGGCAAGAAUACUGGAAUAACGAAAUUGGAUUCCAAACCUUUACCUGCUAUUUUAAUCAGCACAGAAGGCCAGAAGAUGUGCUUCUGAGAAGAACCCAUGAUGAAAGUGUUCUCAUUCACUGCUUUCUGUGGCCAAUAGUUACUUUUGUGGUGGGUGUGCUAAUUGUGUUUCUCACCAUCUGUGCAAAAUGCCUUGCUGUGAAAGCGGAAGCUAUGCAGAAGAGAAAGUCUUUAUAAAAGAAAAGACUCAUGAAGCAGCAUUACAAGCCAAUACCCAGUAAUACUUAUCUUAUAGUCCUCUUCUUGCCUUUCCAUCACUAUUUUAAUGUACUUGGAUAUCAGAGGAUGACAAUUGCAUUAAUUACAAUAUUCACAGACUCUGAGACUGUGAUUUCCCUUGGGAAGGGUGCCCAGGGAAGGUCAGAGCUGAGGAAAAUAUCUAAGGAGAUGUUUAGUGACUUAUAUUUGGCGAGUGUACAGGGAAGUGGCUCAAGAGAAAGUUACAUUUCACCUUGAUGAUCACAUCUUUUUUAUUUGGUAUAUCAAAUAGCAAGAAUUCAGUUUAUUUUGUAUCAUCUAUUUCUGAACUAUUAAAAUGUGCUUUUUUA